Hibiscus syriacus is the source of this 510-nucleotide messenger RNA. RefSeq names its product transcription factor LAX PANICLE 1-like. The coding region runs from base 1 to 510 and encodes 169 amino acids. The transcript has a single exon. Lineage: Eukaryota; Viridiplantae; Streptophyta; Magnoliopsida; Malvales; Malvaceae. The record is from RefSeq and is a predicted model, not a curated record. Gene Ontology annotation, molecular function: protein dimerization activity; DNA-binding transcription factor activity. Gene Ontology annotation, biological process: regulation of DNA-templated transcription.
AUGGGUUACUUUCCCUCUACCACGAACUUCAGCUCAUCAUUCAUCGAUGCGUCGUCGCCUUCUUCGUAUUCUUUGACAACCAGCAGCAAAGAGAAGAUGAUCAAGGUAAGCAGAAAGGGCAAAGGAGCCGUUAAGCUAUCGACCGAUCCGCAAAGCGUGGCGGCUAGAGAGAGGAGGCACCGUAUAAGCGACCGGUUCAAGAUCUUGCAGAGCAUGGUUCCCGGCGGGACGAAGAUGGACACCGCCUCAAUGCUCGAUGAAGCCAUCCAUUACGUGAAGUUCCUCAAGACUCAGAUAUGGCUUCAUCAAGCCAUGAUCAAUGAGUGCUCGUCUCUCUUCGUUCCGGCCGGAUCAUUUCCGGUUGAAGCGAACGUUUACCCGUCGUUAAACCCUAGUGAUCUAAACCCUGCUGUGCAGCAAUCACAGGAGCUGCCAUUGCCGGGUUCUUGCUUCCAGGGUCAAUACCAACAAAACUUGCCUUAUGAUGUGUUCAUGAAUCAUCAUCAAUAA